UCCUGUCUCUCUGGCCCUGAGUAAUGGCUGAGGGUAAUGUCUGCAAGUGCUUCCAUUUCCUGCUGUUUUCUUGUAGCCUUCAUAGCACAGUUGUUACAGAUGAUACCUGGCAUUUCCCACAGAAUUCUCCUGAGGAAGCUGGCUGCUCAAGGCUUGAACAGAGUAAUCAGUGUUAGCUGAGCUCUUUCACUGAAUGAAUCCAAGAAGCCCUGUUUGUUGCUUUCUGAAAUGAACAGAGGACCUCGUAAGAGCGUUUCCAAGACUGCUUUAAUGUAUAAAGUCCCAUUUUGAAACACAAUGUCAAAUGAAGCCAGUUUGGGGCAGAAGCUUUCUACAACAACUGUCAGUUCGGUUGCUGUUCAUGCCGGGAAUGCCAGUAUCGUUAUAGCUGUACUUAAGUGUGGAAAAUGGGUGAAGCUUCAGCUGGCUGAAUCAACACCAAAUUUAUUAGAAAUUGGCAGCAAUCAAGAUGAGACUAAAAAACUACUACGAGAUCACGAACUCCUCCUAACUAAACUUAAGGCUUUGGAAGACCAAGUGUGGGACCUGCUGCAUGAAGCAGACAGGGCUGCAGAGGAGAACAAAGACAAGAGUCAGGUGUAUGAUGCCAUGGCAGAGACACUCGGAGAUGCAUGGGAUGCCCUCAUCAUUAUGUUAGAGAAGCGACAGGCACUUCUGGAACUUACUUCAGUGUUCUUUGAAAAUGCUCUGGAGUUUGCUGUUAAAAUUGACCAAGUUGAAGAUUUCUUAAAAAAUGCUCAAGAAUUCGACAAUAUUGACACUUUGAGAGAACUCCUUCUGCAACAAGAGCAUCACACAAAAGAGCUCUUGGAAAAGUCGCUUACACUUCUAAACAAAAGCCAAGAGCUAACUGAAUUUAUAGAAGGAUUCAAACGUGAGGGGCUAAAUGCAAAUCCUGAGCUGAUUCAGGGAGCCCAUAGCAGCUGCUUGAAAAUUGACAAUCUCCUUGAACUGCUACAAGACAGGCGGCGGCAACUGGACAGAUUUCUUAAACAUCAGCGCCAAGGACUGGAGCAGGUUCUGCAAAUUUGUUUGUGGCAUCAACAAGAGAACAAGGUAACAUCUUGGUACAAGAAGAACAUUAGAGAUUAUGUACACAAGCAAAACCUAGGCUCGUCUUUAUUGGAAAAUGAAGAGUUACUUCAAGAGCAUAAAGAAAUGGAAGUCAAAGUGAAAGAAUGGAGCUCCACUGUGGAACAAUUAGAGGCUGAAGCACUUAAGAUUUUGCUUUCGGAGGACUAUACAGAAAAAGAACAUCUAAACCUCACAAAUCAGAAAAUCUGUCUGUUGCAAGAAGAAGUGUGCUGCCAUAUGGAAGAAAGGAAAGCCCUGCUACAAGAGGCCAAUGACUUUUUUAAUGCUGCUGGCAAGGCACUUGAUGCUCUUGAAGGUAUUGAGAAUUACCUUAGAAUCCUUAAUUCAGAAGGCUUAAGUCUGCCUGUCUUGGCAAUGAAGUACGAGGAAUUAAAGGAAGAAAUUAAAGGCUGCACAGCAAGUACUUUGCGAAAAGGACAAACUUUAGUUAAUGAAGCAGAUUCUCACAGCUCUUGGGUAACAGAAAUUCAGAAAAUCAUAGAGUAUGUUCAAAAAAAAGUGGAUCAAUUACUCAGGCAGUGUCCAGAUUAUAAAGAACUUACUUUGAAGAAACAGCAAUGGAGUACCUCACUUGAAGAUCAUCUAAAUAUGGUAUCACAGUCGAUUAAAAAAAUCACCCCGAAGCUUGCAGUUGGUGUGGAGAUUGAUUCCUGUUUGUCUGAGUCAGAAAGAAUUUUGAACAAAUACCUGGAACUGGCUAAUCAAAUGAAGGAAGCUUCACAUGAACUGGAAGCAGCUAAGGGAAUCAUCAAAGAUAUGGAAGAGUUUGAACCCGAGCAAGUGGCAGCUUUUUCUAGCAAAACUGACUUUCUGAAUGAAGAACUGAAAAAAAUUGAAAGAAAUAUUAAUUCAAAACUGAAAAUCCUAACAACUUAUGUAAACUUUUUAAAGUCAGCAGUGGAGGUGAAUGACCAUAUUCAAAAUCUGAAGGAAUUUUAUCAAGCAGAACCACUACAAACAAGCAGGGAGGUUGAAAAUAAAAGUGCAAUAGAGUCAGCUAAUACCAAGUGGCAAAAGACUAUAAAGAUGAUUUUUUCCACUGAAAAUUUGGGUCACAAUUUCCUUAAUUUAGCAAAUAUGGCAAAUGAGAGCUUAAUAUUAAAAGCAGAAAAAACUGUACAAGUAACAGAAGAUACCAUUACUAAUCUGAGUAAAGGAAAGAAAGAGCUGACUGAUCUUUGGGCAAUCUGGAAUUUUAAAAUUAAUCAAGUAAAACCCAUCAAGCAACAGUGCUUGAUAUUUAAAGAACAACUAACUAAGACUACCCAUGGGCUGAAGAUUCUUCAAGAGGCUCUCAGGCUUAUAUCAACAGUUGAUCUUGGAAGCGACCUUUGUAUUGCCUUAGAACUACAAAAGCUUAACCAAAUAAAACCACAGUUUCAGCAACUGAAUGCUGAACUUGAGUACAUGAUAAAAGUAUUAGAAUCGCCAAGUCAGAAAGGAUUUCCUGUGAAAGAGAAUUCUGAGAGAAUAAGUGAGCUUAUUCAUCUGCAUCAAAUGGUAAAGAGCAUGAUGGCAGAAUAUGAUGAGAUUUUCAACAAAACAGUUAAAUUCCAUCAUGUUAAAAAAGAACUGGAAUGUCUAUCAAAAUCAGGAGAACUGGAUAUUCCUGAAAUAACUGAGGGCCCUGAAGAUGUACACCAUGCUAAAGCCUACCUUUUGAAUGCUCAGAAGAAGCAUGCACAUAUCAGACAGCUUUAUAAACUGGUUAUUACCCAGGGAGUGGAUAUCUUGUCUGCAGUACAGCAAACUAAUUGCUUGAAUGUUUCUGUAAAGAAUCUGAAGCAAGAACUUGCUAGACUUGAGUGCGACAGCAUUAACUGGAGUUCCAAAGCAGAUAAAUAUGAGGAAGAACUGUCACAGCAUUUCCAAUACUGUACCAAUCAAGAGGAGAUAAAUGAGCUCAGAGAAUCAUUUAAGGAUCUCAAAAAGAAAUUCAACAAUUUGAAGUUUAACUAUACCAAGAAAACUGAAAAAGCUAGAAAUUUGAAAGCGCUUAAAAUAAAUAUUCAGCAAGUUGAUACAUAUGCUGAGAAAAUACAGGUGCUUAAAAAGAAGAUGGAUAAUUUAGAGAAGAAAUUCAUUGACUCUGCAGCAAAUGAACUUAAUGGUAGAGUCCUCUUGGGGUCAAUUAAUGAGUUACAAAAACAGUUGAGUGACUUUGGCAAAGUUGUGGAGGAUUACAGUCAAAAUCUGAAUCUCAUGGAACAUCUGCAACAGAUGAUGGAAGAGUGUCAAUUUUGCUUUGAAGAUGUGAGUGCAACAGUCGUUAGAGUUGGCAAGUAUUCUGCAGAAUGCAAAACAAGAGAAGCAAUAGAGACUCUCUACAAGCAAUUCAAUAAGUUUAUUGAGUCUACAGUGCCUCAACAAGAAGAAAAAGUUCAGCAGAUUAUAGACUUGGCUAAACAGUUAUAUGGUUUUGAAGAAGGAAAGAAGUAUGUUGAAAAAUCUGUAUCAAAGUACAAAGAAAUUCUUAAUUCUGUUGAUGAGUUGUGUAGAUCUCUGAGAGAAUUUAAGGAGAUUCAGAAAGAUGUGUUUGCUGAAGAGUUGGUUACUGUGCAAAAAGAAGAAGGAAAUAGCCAAGAUGCAUGUGAGGCUGUUAUAGAUGAAGCAGAGGAAAAAAAGCAGCGGAUGGGAUCAGAUAUAUUGCUUACAAAUUCAAAAAGCGUUAGUGAGAAGAGAAAGAGCAUGUCUCCUACCAACACUAAACAGGAGAGGAAUAUUGAUAUUCCAAUUAUCUGCCCAGCUGGUAAGGAUCUUGUUUCACAGGAUACAGAGCUGUCAUCUUCAGCCAAAGAGAAGAGCUCACAGACUGAGUUCCUGGCAGAAGAAAUACCCUCUGGAGAUGAAUAUGAGUGUAUAUCACCUGAUGAUAUCUCUUUGCCACCACUUUCUGAGACACCAGAAUCCAACGUCUUAUUUUCUGAAACAGAGCUAGAAGAGCAAUGCUGUUGUAGUUCUCAUAAUCUGCAUGCCAGUUCCUAUAGCUUGCAAAUACAGAAAAACACUAUUGGUAAAAAGUUGAUGGAAGCAUCUGAUCUCCUAACAAAUUCUGCUUAUGCUGAUGCUACAAAUAUUAGAAUGGAAAUUCCAUCUGAUCAGUUUGAGAAGUUUUAUAUCUCUUCAGCAGAUUCUGAUCCAAAAGUCAGAGCAGAAGCUCCUUUGGCUUAUAGUUUACGAGCAAUAUCUGAGGCUAGCACUGCUUCCUGCACAGUGAAUGCCAAACCAGUAUAUAGCAUGAGGAGUGAAGUGUGCAAAACACAUUUGCAACACCUUGAACUUUGUAAAAGCAUGGCAGAAGCACAAGAACAAUUGCAUGACUUGAAUAACUGUACUAAAACCCAGGACAGGCUGCAUGCUUUGCCUGAUGCAUUCUCAGGUUUCAUGUUUCAAUCAGACGCCACCAGAAGCUGUCAGAGGCAGAUGGUUACCCGAGAAGAGAUUAAAAGUGCAUCAGAAAAGAACAGCAUGGCCAGCCUAACUGGACAGGCGCCUAACUUCUCCCAGCUUCUGUCUAAUGUAACCGUCAUGGAAGGUUCUCCAGUAACCUUGGAAGUAGAAGUAACAGGAUUCCCAGAGCCUACACUGACAUGGUACAAGAAGGGCCAGAAACUGACUGCAGAUGAGCACUUAAAGCUUUUACAAAAGGAGACAAAGCAUACUUUACUCAUUCAGAAGGUGUGUGAUAAAGAUGCUGGCCUCUAUGUUGUUCGGGCUAAAAAUUCUAGUGGCACCAUAUCAUCAAGUGCCAUUCUCCACGUGAAAGGUAACAGGCCACCUAUUGCAAGAAUAGACUGGAUAAUGCUGUGUGUCGUCUAUAUUAGCAUAUCACUAAUGUACUGGCUAUUCACAAAAGUACAAUAUUGACUGCACUGGACUUAAUUCUCACAUGCUAAGGCAACAUGAAAUUUAUUGUCCUACACUGAAUCUUUCACCAUCUGUACCAAACUACUUUUAUGCCACACUCGAUAUAUUGCUUGUUUCUUAAUACCAGUAUUAUAUGAUUGUUUUUCUUUCUCAUAGUGAUGUUGAGAUAAAAAUAAGUUACAAAGAUUUUCUAGAAUCUAAGACCUGGUUCCCAUUCUAAAUAUGUUGGCAAUAUGAAGUGUUGAAAACAGUUUUAAUGGCUAUUACAUGUCAAAAUACACACAGGUAGUGCGCUCAGAUCAACAUAUUUUUUAUGAUACAAUUUUUGGUGGGGAUGAAGGAGGACACUGAAUUUUAUUUUAAACAUAAGAUUUAUUAUUUCCAAUGACAUUUUUCUCAUCUACCUUUAUUUUUAUUUUUUUUUAUCUGUAAGGUAAAGCUUCUUAGUAUAAAAUGGUAAUAUUCAUGAUUGCACUGCCAUAGAUCAGAUUUAAAUUUCAGUCUCAUUCCAGAGGAUCAUCUCCACAAAUAAAAGCUGCAGUAGUUCCAAUAGAGAUGUGAUAAUCUGCACUACAGAGAUUUGACCCAGAAUUGUCAGGAUUUGUAUAAGCAGCACUUAGCAUACAGUAGAACAAAACCUGUACAUGUUUACAAAAUGAGACCUUCCAACAUAUCCAUCUGCUUAGAGAGAUGCUUGUGAUACUUCUCUGCCUUCUUAAAAAUUAAAAUUAUAAGUAUUUAUGAUAGUUCUCCAUAUUGUUAAUAUAUAGGAAAAGAAAAAUAAUAGUUUAUGAAAUGAGCAUUUAUGCACAUUUAAAAAUUUUAAUGCACUUAUUUCAUACAAUCACAUUGUAGAAAUACUCAAAAGUAUACUCACACCAAAAAAUAAUUAAAAGAUCAGUCAAAUAGAAUUCUUCUGUAACUUCAAAGUAGUUAAUCCAAAACAGAAAUUUAUCGACAUAUUGCAUUUCAUUCUUGACCAGGACAGCCGUAGAUGUUAUUUUUUAAGUACUUUGCUUAAAUAUUUGAUAAAAGCAACAUAACUGCUAGUGGAAGAAUUCAUUCAUAAAUCCUUAAAUGUCACUUGAAUCUUUCUUUACUUCUAGUAUUUGUUUAAGUACGGUAAAACCAAUUGAGAGAAAGACAGAUGAUUUUUCCUGCAUCUUUGAUUUUCAUCUUUCGUAUUAUGAAAUAUUCUUUCUUCUUUCAUAUUAUGAUUAUGGCAGUGUGGAAAAUUUAGAGAGAGGAAAUAUUUACUUUCUCUUCCACAUUUUGCUGAAAGAAAAUAAGCCUUCUACUGUGCAGCAUGCUGUGAGCAGAAUACAUAUUGCAAAUUGCACGGCGUCAAUGAAAUUGAACACUGACAUUUAGAUAUUUUGGCCCAGUGACUGUAACUUUAUUAAAAUUCCUGUAACUUUGAAACAGGAGAAGUUCUUAAGGGAAUACAACCUCACAACUAUAAGAGGGAGCUGGAGGAAGAGGAGAGGAGGUGGUGAGCAAAUGACAGAACAAAAUAUUUAACUAAACCCUGAACGAACAAUUUUCUGAGUUCAGUCAUCUCCUGAAAAGGUUGUUCCAUUCUCCCAGCUGUAAAAAUCAGUUCUUCUCUAAAAGUUUACUUUCCAUUUCACAAUAAAACUAUUUUUAAUUAGUACAAUUUUGAAUGUUUCAAUUUUCAUAAAAGUAAAAUUCAGUUUAGUGUACUUAUGCCCUUGUGACAUUAUCUGCCUUUAGUAGUUGUUACAAACAUUCAGCAAAACCUUCAUGAGCAAGCUGACUUACCUAACUGUUCAUUCCAUUAAGUAGUAUUACGGUAAGAACAAACCCCACAUGCCUCUCCUACACUCUGUAAGGUUUUGUCUGCUGCACAGCUGCCAGUGCUUGAUAACUGUAUCCUGUUUAUAACACUUAUUUUCUGUUUGAAAAAAAAAAAUUAGGUGAUGGCUGCCUUCAGUGCUCUGUUUUUACUGAGAAUUGUGACUCUUCCAGAAGCCCAUCAUUCAAAAAUUAAAAGUACUCAUGGAUGUUGUUUUGAUUUGCUUUCUGCUUUCUAGCUAACUUUAUAGAACACUCAGAUCAUUUUCCCAGGCAUUUUUGCCUUCAAUCUUGAGGCUAAGUUUAUGCACUGAGAAAGGAAAAAAUUGGGGGGGGGGGGGGGGCAGGGGCAAAAGAAACAGGAGUGAAAGCAAAGAUGUUCUCUUCUGCCUUGCCACUUCCAGAAUCAGGCCUUUAAAUUAUUCACUAACUGUCAUAAAGCUAGUACCAGAGUCAUAGCUCUGUAGAGGCUGGACUCAAAGCUGCAUCUCUGUUUUAAUGUGUGGAUGCUUCAUCUCGAAAACUACAGAAAGUUCAUUGCUAGAAUAAUCAUUGUUCUGUCAUCUUUAUAUGGUGAGUGGGUGAGUUCAGCACAAAGUUGACAUUUUGGUUGGAGGAGAGCCACUUGUGGAGCAAAACAGCAAUGCAGGGUGAGCUUCUGUCCUUCAGGCGUCAAGGAUUCUAAUCCUGUUCAGAAGAUCUUGUCACAACCUCACUUGUAGUUCUAUCAAAGUGAAAAAACUUGAACUUUUCAUCUUGUCAUGGAGCAGAAACCAGAGGUAGCUUGGAUAUAGACUGGUAUUCAGAUCCAAUUGCUUGAUAGCACUUCAAGAAAGACUAUUUACUAUUUACAGUAAUCAGCUCUAUGAGUUGAAAAGGCAACAGACAACUCCUAGAGGGGUGUUCUUUCUCCUUCCUAAUGUACAUCCAGACUGAGGUAUUACAAGGGAACAGCUAUGCAGACCUUUUCUCUCAUACACAUUACAUUAAAUCUGUUUCUGCUCUUAUUCUUAAUGUUACUUAAAAGGCUUUAGAACAAGCAGAAGAGAUCUCAGUUACUUGGUUCACGUGAGAUUUGACAGACAAUAUCUAAAGGUAGUUUGCAAAAUUAGGUGAGAGAAAGCUUGAACCCAAGUGGGAUUUAUUCAGUCUUUUCAUUAUUAUUAUUAUUAGAAACUAACCAGUAAUGUUAUCUGAUAUUGGAGUUUGGGUUACACACGCACUCCCAAGCAUAGCAAGGAAGACUGUAAUCUUUGCUCCGAGAGAGGAAGAGAUUAAGAGAUGCUUCAGAGCAAGAGAGUAGAUUUUGUUCAAACUGUUGCAAAUCUAUGCUCUGUAUGCUUAUGAACAAGUAUAUUCUACCUUUUACAGUAAAACUCUGCAUAUGUACCAUGCUUCAUAUUUCUAGUCUUGUAUACUUAACUUUUUCCCCCCCUUUGCAGAAAAACGUUUAAAAUCUGAUUUUCUUCUGAGUUAUAGUUUAAAUAAUUCAUGAAAUGAGGAUUGUUGCUAAAGAUUGUGUUUUCCGUAUUUAUUUUUAUCUUUUUUAAAAUCAUAUUUUGAAAGUCCUAUUGGUAGUUCAUAUACUGAACAAGACAUGGAAGUAGCUUAUCUUAAUGGACUUUUUUAAGGCAUUGCUAUUUGAGUCUUGAUUUGGGAUGAUAGUCUGGAAGACUUUGCAGAUGAGGAAGCUGCAUUGAUGUGAUGUCCCUAUAGAUGAUCACCGCUAUGAUAUGGUGUUGAAACACCAUCCAUGCUCAAUUUUGUUGGCUAAAGAAGGACAUUCUUAAGCUACUUCUGUCUAGGAAGUCACUAAAGAAAAGCUGCCCUCUGACUGCAAAACUACCAAGGAAGAAUGGUAGUGAAAAGCCACGCUUGGUGAGGUUAACACUCCUUUUCCAACUUGAACCAUAAAUGCCAGUUCUAACUGACAAAUUCCGUAGCUCAGAUUUCAACAGAUCGUCACCAAAGAGAGAGAGAAAAAAAAAAAGCCAAUGGUGGUCUUGUCUCCAACUACGUCAAGCAAAGACAAAACAAAAAUUUUUCCAAUGGAGAUGACUAGAAUGCUGAUAACAGUCUUUGAACACUGAGUAAAAUUAUAUGCGUCUAAAGAUUAUAUGGAAGACCGCAGUAGAUUACCUGUCACCCAGGGAAGCCAGCUGCCUUUCUAAAGAAAGCAAGCAGUAGUUUUGCUGUUCAAUUCAAAAGCAGAUGAAGUGGCUUAUAAUCUGUGCCCUUGCCAGCACAUCCACUUUCAUUUUUACUCAAACGUGUUAUUUGUGAAAGAAUGAGUUUCCUACUAUUGGAUUAAAUCCUAGAAUUAAGCUUCUAUUUAAAUAUUAAAUAACAUCUUUCAAGUUGUUAAAAGAGAGUGAGAUGCAAAGGAAUCCAACUUUCAAAAUCUAAGUAUACAGUUGUAUUUAAGGGUGCACACAAGUAUUACAUUCAUGCUGUUACUAUGUGACACUGUGAAAUUGUAAAAGGUCAAAACCAACAUAUUGUCUUUUCUGAAAAUACCAUUUUUGCAUAGUUGGAUAUAAUUAUUAAUCAAAAAGGUAUAAACAUAAGGUAAAAAUACUGUAGCACGUCUAUAGAUCUUAAAUCAGUGCAGAAGUUUUUAAUCUCAUUGUUCAAUAAAACUUUCCUCAGAGAAUUUGGAAAUUUCUGUGAAUUUUAGAUUAACAAAACUUGAUUUUCACAUAUCUCAGAGUGAGUACCGUAUUGCAUCAAACUUUAAUCAGAAAUAUUUUAAAACGUGUAAUUUUUAAUAGUUAUGUGGAUAUCAGCCACAUUUUUAAUAGCUGCAAGAAAUAAAAUUUAAAAAGAGGUUAGAGAUACCGACUACACAGUGAGAUUCUUGAAAGCGUCCUGGUUUUUAAUGCUUUGCUUUGUAAACAAAGGUGUAGUCAAUACUGAGUACUGCUUUGUUGGUAGUCUGGGUUAAAUACUCUUGAUUUGAUGACUCUGAGUUCCCCCCCAAAAUUGCUGUAAAAUUCCUGCCAGGCUUCCCUCCCUCUCCCUGCCCCCCACACCUUUUUUUUUCUCUAAAUAGUUCGUGUUGUGUAUACCUUGCUUCCUCCUUCUUUUAACCAUUCCGUACAAGCAGAAUAGUACAUAUGGGUGUUUUGAAUUCUGUUUUUUCUGUGUUCUUGUUUUACCAUACUGAACUCCCACGGUCACAGUUUUGAACCUAUAAUUAAUGUAAGAUCCAAGAAUAUUUCCAUCUUCCUGACUGCUGUCUUAAGGAGCAGUUUUAGAUAUCUCUUCAGACUCACAACAAAAAUAUUCUGCUUAGGCACUUUACUAACCUAACCUCCCUUCCUCCUUCCCCAUAUACAGGCACCCAUUAAAAAAGAAAGUGGUGAACAAGAUUGCCUGACUAGAAGAAGUGGAAUUAUGUGAAAGAGUGCUUACACAAGGUGUACAAAUUUGGAGGGGAAAGGGGUUAAUUCUUUUUAUUUCUCAAAAGAAGCAGCCUGAUUGUGGGCCUAGGUGUGAGUCAAUAGGCAAAGGGAAGCUGAGGCAUUCCUCUGGUUGGCUUUGGAUCAGAUGUGGAUGGAGCUGCAGUGGAGAAGGUGGCUUCCUCUCAAAUGACUGGUAAGGUAUGCCUAUUUCUGCUCCUUUUUCUGGAGACUUUGGUAGGCUAAGGUAGUAUUAUUUUGUGUGUGCGGGGGAGUUUUGUCUUUAAAAAUUACAGCUCAGUUUCCUUUUUGAGGCUAUACCAUGGUAUUCAAUGAGACUUGAGCUCUGGAUAUGGUUAUUUCCGAUCAGCUGGGAUCAUCGACCCACUUGAUGUUUCUUAAUAAAAUUCCUUGUGUGUUAGUAGCUUGACUAAAACAAAAAUCGCCAAACAAUAAAAUACAGUUUCAAGUAAGAGUAAUGCUGACAGAAUCCAAAUUCUCUGAGCAGCAUGGUAUGAAUCUCAGUCUAGUCUAAAUUUUUUUAGAAGAUACAGUUAGAAGUUGAGAAAAUUUCCUAACAUCACAUUUCAAGACAUUCAGAGAUUUGAAAUUAUGUGCACAGGGUAAACAGACUAAGAAUAACUGUGAAUCAUAGUAAUCAAAACUGGCUGCUGAAAACAAUUUGGCUUGAUCUGGUACCACCUGUGCUUGAGCAUCAGUGGGGGUGGUAAAAAAACAUGUGAUGAAGUCAAGCCCAGGUUUUCCCCCCACCUGCAGUUUUUGCAUUGUUCCAGACCUCUGAGUUUUCCUUUUCAUGCUUGCCAGUUCCCCAGCUUGCCACAGAAUUGUACUGUUUCCAACAAAUAUAUAACAUUUAAUAUUAUGAAUUGAAUAGACAAAUUUCUUGGAUGAAGUUGACAGGGUGGGUUUUCAGUGGCCCUGACAACCUGAAAUGUUGUUUCCUUCCAUAAGGCAGGGAAAAAAAAUCUGUUCCUGCUAAUCCUUUGUGGUUCAUACAAUGUCUAUCCUAGGAAUCAAUUUUAAUUGGCAAGUUGUUUUAGCUUAUUCUGGCAUUUCAUUAUGAUAUCAUGGGCAAAUCACUGGUGAAAUAUAACCAUAUAUUUCCUCUUGAAGGUUGCUGUCAGAGGAAGAUCUCUCCUUUUUACAUCAGAAUGUUCCUUUAUUGAGUACUGUAGCAUGUUCCUCAAAGAGUUGUAGUUACUGCCACUUCAUGGUUUUGUUUGCACAUACUUUUCACUUUGCUGUCUAGAAACUGGUCAUUUUAGUUUCUGUGUUCUGCCGAUUUACUGAUUCAACAUCAAGAUGUGAUCUGAUUGAUCAUUGUCACAGUUCCAUUCAAAUCUUUUAUUCUUUGGUUGGUUGGUUGUUUCUCCUGUUGAAGUGAAGCUGCAGAUUCCAAAUCUCUGCAAUGUAACAAUGGUGGCAGCGUGUGUAUGCUAGCUUUCAACAGCUGAGAACUCAACUGUUGAUCUACUGAGCUAUCUUAGGUUAGCAAGAGUAUGAGAGUAAAAGUCACGUACUUCUGCUUUGUAUUGUGGCCUCAGACCUACAGGAUGGGAAGAAUGUUACGCAGCUAAGACUUUAUUGAAAGCUUCUUUUGAGUAAUAGCUCACCUAAGCAAAGAAUUUAUUAAUACAGGAGGUGAAAAUGUCUGCCUCACCAUGUUUGACAGUCCCACAUUAGACAAAUACAUCCAAAGGACAGUGGCUAAUAAUCCAUAUAUUAUGGAUUUAGAUGUUGCUGGCUACUUUUGUGACGUAUGCUGUUUUUUGUUUCACAAUAGCAUAAAGCAAAAUUAUUUAUUGUAAUACAAUGGGGUGAUGCUGGCAUAGUUCGUAGUACAUUUCAGUAACUUCAAUUUCUGAAAAGACUGAUGAUUAGUUUUGCUCAAUAUUAUGGAGAUAUAUUAUAGUUUAUCAUAAAGAGGAACAAGAAUUAGGGAAGCAAAAUGUUUAUUUUUGUUGUGGUAUAUAUCUUUGUGUGUGUUCUGUGUGUUAGCAUCAGGGCUGCUUUGAAUUCCCUGAGUCAUGAAUACUUGAUUUGAAUUCUGAGGUCUUUUUCUUCUUUUAAUGUGGCCACGGAGGUAGAAUUUAAGUGGAACUUUGGGUAGAAGUAUGAUGUUUCAUUACAUCCAGCUUUACAGCUCAUUAAAUUUAUUGUCACAUGAAGCAAAGCUCUGAUUCAGUACAAACUGACUCAGAUGACUGAAAUUUCUUCAAACAUUUCUGGUGAGUUAAUUUGUAUUGGCCAGACUUUGUACUCUGGUAUUGGCUCAGGUAUCAUCUGUCCUCCUACAGUUGGCAUGAAACCAAUACAAACUCCACCUCAUGUGCUCUGGUUAUUGCAAAAUAAAUGCAGUUAUGUGCCCAUGCUUCAUCUAAAUCAAAUAUGUACUGCAUAAUCUCAUAGUGUGUGGCCUUAGUGUUAAUGAUGGCCAAAAUAUUGAUCUUGAUGAUAGUAGUACAGAGGCCGUGUUCUGGCUGUAAUCAUUGCUGUAAAUAUAGAACAAUAUAUUUUUUUUCAACAACAUUUUAGACUGGAACAUUGGAAUAAAAAAAAGUGAAGUGUGAUGUAUGACAGUAUGCUAAAUGCAAGUUAGCUGUCUUAACUUUUUUCCUUUAAAUUUGUGUGCGAUAUUUAUUUACUCUUCACUGAAACACAGUAAUCCACAUAUAUUAACCUAUUACCUACACAAAGAACGUGAUUCAUUAUCAUUACCGUGGAUCUAAUAUCACUGCUGAUGCAUGAAAUUCUUGGAUGCUUGAUAUCCAUGUGUUUCAGCAAACUUUAUAUUAUAUAGAUAAAUGAUGUGUGCUUACUCCUGUCUUGCAAACAAGUUAUCCUGAGUUCCAGGUGUCAAUGAAGGCUCUCUUUGUCAUGGAAUGUGGUAAAGUUCUAACUAUGAGAAUGGAUUUUUGCUUCAGUUGCUUUAGUUUUGCCAUUUAAAGUAGAGUGAAUAAUUUUUUUUCAGUACAGGGAAAACAGCCAAACUUCAUACAAAAAUUUGGACAUACAACUCUACAAGAAGGAGAAGAUUUAAUCCUGCAUUGCACUAUACAUGGAAAGCCCAAACCCCACGUCUGCUGGACUAAGGAUGAUAUCCAAGUGGUAGCUGGAGAUAUCAGUAUUGAGAAAUUAGGAGAUACCUAUUACCUCUUAAAAAGAAAUGUAGUCCUUGCUGAUACUGGGAAAUAUAUCUGUGUUGCCAGCAAUGAAGUUGGGAAGGCACACUGUUCUGCUGUUGUAACAGUGAUAGAGAAAAAUAAAACCCCAGAAAUUUCCACCGUAACUCAGACUAAAUCAGAAUGGAAAGAUGGAUAUUUUUCAGAAAAAGUGAAUGUCACCACAGGUGAACUACUACAAACCCAGGACACAUUUUAUGUGAGAGAUCAAAGGCCACUCACUAAACAUCUCCCAUUAAGGUUUAAAGAGAAACUCUGGCUUCAAGGAGUGUAUCUUGAACUUGUGAGGCCAACAGAGGUUAGCUUCAAUUUGGAACAUGAUCCUGUUCUUCUGCAUGCUUCAGAGGAUCAGAUGGACUGAACCGCAAAAUACCUGAUUCAAGAGGGUGUUCAUUUUGUUUGCUGUGUCCAUUAUUGGGUGCUGAUCAUGUGUGAGGAGAAAAUGAGUCUUUGAGUGUUAUUUGGUUUAUAUGUAGGUUACAAUUUGUAUUUUGGUUUCUCUAUAAAUCAUCAUUAAUAAAAAUUCACCUGUGCACAGCA
Cygnus olor (mute swan) is the source of this 13942-nucleotide messenger RNA. It is a transcript of the gene CCDC141, whose product is annotated as coiled-coil domain containing 141. The record is from RefSeq and is a predicted model, not a curated record. The transcript is spliced from 30 exons. The coding region runs from base 298 to 4983 and encodes 1561 amino acids. Lineage: Eukaryota; Metazoa; Chordata; Aves; Anseriformes; Anatidae.